CAAGUGUAAUAUUUACGUUGCAUUGAAAAAUCACGACAGAUUGUUUUGUUCUUCGGAAAAAUUGCAGCGAUUUAGUAUUUACAAAAACUAAUUUAAAGAUUAAUAAUUAAUUAAUCUUUUCACUAUGGGUAAAAAGAAAGACAAUUAUUCGGAACGUGGAGAAGACUCUUCACAAGGAUUUUCACACAAAAAGCAUAAAAAACAUAAGAAGCACAAAAAAAGUAAAUCUCAGCUGCAAAAAUACGACACAUACGACUUUGUGACAGAUGAGGUCGAGCAAACUGUUGAAGUUAUGGAAGAGGUUGAAUAUAUGGAAGCUGACCCGGAGCCGGAAAUCAUUACCGAGCUGGGAGCACAAGAACCUACUUCGCCCAGCACAUCGCUGACCGUUCCUACUAUUGCUAGUACCCCUUCAUCCGGGCUUACGGGAUCAAAAACAACGUCACAAGGGAAAAGCGCUUCGGUUGGAAAAUCCGCAAAGAAAAAGAAAGGUAAUAGAAGAGAUAGUGGCACAUCUAGCGAAGAAGAACGAUGGCUAGAUGCAAUCGAAUCAGGCAAACUAGAAGAGGUUGAUGAUGAGUUGAAAAAAAUCAAGCCAAAAGAUCCCAAACUAAUGACCGCUCGUCAAAGGGCUAUGUACGAAAGAAAUACCGACAAAGAUACUGUCACUCCAGGAGGUGAAAUGUUAAUGGCAUUGCCGACUGGCUACAAGGAGAAAGUCUUGACUGCAGAAGCCAUACAGAAGGCGCAGUUAAAAUCCCAGAAACGCAAACAAAUGGCAGAUGAGAAGAGAGAAAAAGAUAAAAGAAAAACAAUGGAACGUUUGUUAAAAAAACAAGAUUCUAAAUCGGUAAAGGCAAUCAAGAAUCGACCGGUAAAGGUUCAGCUGCCAAUGAUAACUUACAUCAAUACCGUUCACGGUGCAACAAUUUCACUGCCACCAAAUGUGGAUUUUCCCUUGCAGCCGCUAACAGAAAAGGAACCCCCCAAACCUAUAUUGUGCGGAAUUCCAAACUGUACCAACGUAAAACGCUACAACUGUUCAAAGACGAACAUCCCUCUCUGCAGCUAUCGAUGCUAUAAAACGAAUGUUGAUUCAAUAAAGCAAAUCAUUUGCUAGAGUUCCAAAGA
This is a messenger RNA of Topomyia yanbarensis, 1131 nucleotides long. Its product is annotated as INO80 complex subunit B. Gene Ontology annotation, cellular component: Ino80 complex. Bases 125 to 1120 code for a protein of 331 amino acids. The transcript has 2 exons. NCBI's taxonomy places the organism in Eukaryota, Metazoa, Arthropoda, Insecta, Diptera, Culicidae. Gene Ontology annotation, biological process: chromatin remodeling. The record is from RefSeq and is a predicted model, not a curated record.